GAAUGCAAGCGUCUGAAAUACUCGGAAUGGGUAUAACAACAACAACAACAACAAGUUAUGCCACGAAGUUCCAUUUGUCAAUGGCAAUGCAGAUUUUCUUCACGAUUUCUUUGAGCAUAUGAUCGCAGUUUGCUUGCCAGUAACGGAACUAUUCCCGAACUAGCUAGUGUGUUUGUUUCCCAGCCAUGUUUGGAUGGAUGUGUCUUGAUUGCUGACCACUCGGGACGGUCUGCAGGUACACUCUAUUUCCGCCGUCCCUCUACAGGAUGGGAUGCAUGUGUGGCAAGGAGGCAGUCACCAUCAACAGCCGCAGGUUCUAUGUGCGCUCACGGCUUGGAGAGGGUGGAUUCAGUGUUGUAGACCUGUUAGAGGAGGCGAGGACUCAUGCCUUGUUUGCCAUGAAGAGAAUCACGUGUCACGGGCCUGCUGAUGAGCGCCUGGCUCUUCGGGAGGUGGAGGUGAUGAGGGCCCUUAGGCACCGGCACAUCGUCCCCCUGGAGGAGUACUGCCAGAUCACCAUCGGCAGGCAUGACCAGUCACAGGACACCAUCUCAGAGGUCCUGCUGAUCAUGCCUUACUAUAAGAGAGGGUCACUACAGGAGAAAUUGGACGCCUUGAAGCGCAGGAAUGAGAGGCUUGCUGAGGGGGAUAUCUGGAGGGUGUUCACAGGUGUUCUACAGGCUGUCCAAGCCAUGCACAGACAUGACCCUCCAUACUCCCACAGGGAUAUCAAGCCAGGCAAUGUGAUGAUGGAUGAUGCAGGGGAGGCUAUUCUGAUGGACCUGGGCUCGGCCAGCCCUGCCAGGCUGCAGGUGACCACACGCUCAGAGGCUCAGGCCCUGCAGGAUGAGGCUGCUGAGCGCUGCUCCAUGUUGUUCAGACCCCCAGAGCUGUUCAGUGUGGAGCCAGGAGCCAGCAUUGACGAGCGCACAGAUGUCUGGUCACUGGGAUGCUUUCUGUAUGCGAUGGCGUUUGGGGAGUCUCCAUUUGAGAAGGUCUACCAGAGAGGGGACAGUAUUGCCUUGGCUGUCAUGUCACAGAAUGUCUCAUUCCCAACACACAGUUACUCUGUUAAACUGGAAGAAUGUAUUCGGCUGUGUCUGGUUGUCAACCAAAUGGAGCGUCCCUUCAUAGAGCGGGUGAUGGAGGCAGCAGCUCUCUGACCUUGGGGGUGACUCUCUGACCCCGGGCAUGACUCUCUGACCCUGGGCACAGACUUCUGACCCUGAGAACUGCUGGCCACAUGAAAACGGGCAUGCUGGCCACAUGAAUACGGGCACGCUGGCCAAAUGAAUCCGGGCAUGCUGGCCACAUAUCCACACCAGACAACAAGCAGACUGGCUUUGCAAGCAUGUUCUGUAACAUUCAAAUGUUUGUUGACCUGCUUUGUUGUCACGGGACAUGUUCUAUCCAAGACUAAAUCAAUCAGUGUGAUCAGAUUGGACAAUGACACAUUCCUGUAUCAUAAGUAAUCAAUGGAAACAUGUGCAACCAAUGGGAUGGUAAAAAUGCGGGUGCCAACAUGUUUUUGUCAGUGCAAACUCUGAUAGGAUUAUCUAUCAACUUAUUGCUCAUCUUCAAUUUCAUACUUGUGUUCGCCUGUAUGGUGUAUUCCUUGGCAUGAUAAGUGCUUAAUUGGAUAUUAAUAAAGGUCAACCAUCACUAGUUACAGAUUUACAAAUUGAUAAUGAUGCAUAUAUGCAUUCCAAUAUGACAUUGUGAUCUUGUUGAGUGAUUAUUACGAAUGCAAGUGAUUUCAUUCGGGGGUAUUGGGGACAGAUAGCAUGCAGUCUAAUAAAUACAUUGGUGUCUAAUAAAUUUGUGUUAUGUUACACUAUGAAAUUUAUAUACACAAUAACCUGUAUACAUGAUAUUAAAUGCAUAAUUAGAUGACUUAUGACUUGCAUCAUCUAUGUACAAAAGGGGAAUCAUGUAAGAACAUAAGAGGAAUCAUGUAAGAACAUAAGGGGAUUCAUGUAAGAACAUACGGGGAAUCAUGUGAGAAUAUAAGGGGAAUCAUGUAAGAACAUAAGGGAAAUUAUGUAAGAACAUAGGGGAAUCAUGUAAGAACAUAAGGGGAAUCAUGUAAGACCACAAGGGGAAUCAUGUAAGAACAUAAUGGGAACCAUGUAUGAACAUAAGGGGAACCAUGUAUGAACAUAAGGGGAAUCAUGUAAGAACAUAAGGGGAACACAUACAACUCAGCUGUUGUGUGUUGUCUGGUGGGGACCAUAAUUCUUUGUUGUAUAUAUUAUUAUCAUCUAAUCAUACAAAUAUGGUGGCAAAAAUGCAAUUACUUUUGAUUAUGGCUUGUGGGCGUGGGUAUUUUACUCAGUAGACCAUGAAAUGUUUAUCAUUUUAUGUUUCACUCUUCAUUGUAUUGGAACACCAUAGCAUCGCCAUCUAAACUGACAAGCCUGUGGUUGAACGUAAUAACAUCAUUUGUUUUGCCCUGAACACAAUAUUGUAUUUACAUAUAUUAUUUAUUUCAUUUGUUCAUGCAUGUUUAUUGUUAUCUCUGUAUUUGAUUAUAAAAGUAUAAACACUUUA
Molecule: messenger RNA, 2550 nt
Organism: Dreissena polymorpha
Lineage: Eukaryota; Metazoa; Mollusca; Bivalvia; Myida; Dreissenidae
Product: serine/threonine-protein kinase 16-like
Exons: 8
Coding region: 267-1163 (298 amino acids)
Biological process (GO): protein phosphorylation
Cellular component (GO): Golgi apparatus; cytoplasm
Molecular function (GO): ATP binding; protein serine/threonine kinase activity
Source: RefSeq, a predicted model, not a curated record